Molecule: messenger RNA, 993 nt
Organism: Vitis riparia (riverbank grape)
Lineage: Eukaryota; Viridiplantae; Streptophyta; Magnoliopsida; Vitales; Vitaceae
Product: bidirectional sugar transporter SWEET16-like
Exons: 6
Coding region: 148-861 (237 amino acids)
Biological process (GO): carbohydrate transport
Cellular component (GO): membrane
Molecular function (GO): sugar transmembrane transporter activity
Source: RefSeq, a predicted model, not a curated record
AAUGUUGACAUUAGGUGAACCUUGGUUCCUAGAUAGCUGAUUCAAGGAUACUCCCUUCAAACCAAGCACAAAAGAGCUAUAUAGGAAGCUGCAGCCCUUUCUCUUCAAUCUCUUCUCUUUUCCCAAUCCAAGGUUUUCCUGAUCAACAUGGCAACCCUAAGCUUCAUUUCUGGAGUAAUAGGGAACAUCAUUUCUGUACUGUACAUGCUUUCUCCUGUGCCGACGUUCUCGCGAAUAGUAAAACAUCGAUCGACCGAGGAGUUUGAGAGCCUCCCUUAUGUUAGCUCAUUAGCAACUUCAUCCUUGUGGGUUUUCUAUGGACUCAUGAAGUCUGGAGGCCUCCUGAUAGCCACUGUCAAUGGUUUUGGCAUAAUCAUCGAGCUCGUUUAUGUAAUCUUAUUCCUCAUAUUUGCACCUACAAGAGUGAGGGCCAAGACUGCCAUACUAGUUGUGACUUUGAAUGUGGGAUUUCCAGCAGGUGUGGUUCUGAUUACUCUUUUCGCCAUGGAUGGAGAUUUACGGCUCGAUGUAUUAGGGAUUGUUUGUGCAGUCCUAAAUAUAUUAAUGUAUGGUUCACCCUUUGCAGCCAUGAAAAAGGUGGUGAUGACAAAGAGUGUGGAAUAUAUGCCUUUCCUUCUGUCUUUUUUCCUUCUCUUGAAUGGAGCGAUUUGGACUUUCUAUGCCAUCCUUGUGAAAGACUUUUUCGUUGGAGUACCAAAUGGGAUUGGAUUCAUUCUUGGAGCCGCUCAGAUUGUGCUCUAUGCCAUGUAUUGGAAAUCUAAGACAUCUCAAAAUCUUUCAGACGUCUUGGACGAUGAAUGGCAGCACAAGCUUCUGAUCCAUGAAAACAGUGAAGAGUAGAGGCUCAACAUUGAAUGAAGAUGAAUCCAAAGUGAUUUUUUUUUUUCAAUUCAUACGUGUAACUUAUUUAUAAUUUUUGUGAUUUAUUUAUAAGUGCUUUGGCCUAUCCAAGUAAUUAAUUUAUUUAUAAAA